Messenger RNA from Adelges cooleyi (spruce gall adelgid), 1209 nucleotides. RefSeq lists its product as uncharacterized. Lineage: Eukaryota; Metazoa; Arthropoda; Insecta; Hemiptera; Adelgidae. The record is from RefSeq and is a predicted model, not a curated record. The transcript has 2 exons. Bases 1 to 1209 code for a protein of 402 amino acids.
AUGGGUCGAUCCAGGCAAUCUGCGUGCACGUGUCCGCACUGCCAUCAAAAUAACACCAAAGACGACGCGAAUUUCUCGAGCAACUUGGCCGGUGGCGUGGGCAAGAUGAUGGACAGCCUGAUGGAGCAGACGAAGUCGACGUACUGCUACGUGACGUCCGCCAUUUUGGUAGUCGGCAUACUGUUUUUGGUCGCGUACCUCAUGUAUCUGGUGGUCGAGUACAAGUGCUUGUUACGGUGGAACGACGACCGCUCGAUGUCAGCCAUCAGGUAUGUGGAACCGGUCGAAGUGUUCAACGUCGUGCCCCAAGACUUCUGCACGGUCAUCUCCAAAGAGCUGUACGCGCUGGAACAGAUUGGCUACGUGGACCCGGACCGGCGGGUGUCCAAGCUGAUGGCACUCGACGUGCGCACUACCGACGUGCACUACGUGUUCAUGAACGACACCCAGAUGCCUUGGCUGUCCAUGUGCUCGUUGGAGUCCGCGCUGGGCGCCAUCGGGGACAGGGGCAGGGUUAACGUAUUUUUGGUGUACGGGGCCGUGGCCAAGGCCGAUCACGAUCGCCACAAACGAAAGUUGGGGUUUCCGCCAAUUUUAUUAUUGCAGGUACAGUUGUCGGCCAGUCUGGAAAAACUGACGACGACGUACGGCGAACGGUUGAACGUGUUAAACAUUGACUUGGACGAUUGCCUGGACUGUUCACCGUUCCGUGGUAUGAAAUUGGUCAAUAAUACCGCCUUGGCCAAGUUUGCCGUCGAGCUGGUGUUGUUGUGGCAGUUCGGUGGCACCGUACUGGACGCCGGCUUGGUGGUCGUCCGCGGUGACGUAUACCGGGCGUCCGGCACGGCCGUCGAGUACGGCGACCGAGAGAUCAGCUCGCCGGCCGCCUGUAAAGAGUUCAUUUACAACGCAAUGCUGUGCACCAUAAAUUUCGUGAACCACGUCAGAAAACCGUUCGACGCACACGCAUGCAGGAAGAUAGUGGACAAGACGGUCGAGCGAUUCCGGUACUCCGCCAAAGACGCCCAACCGCUUAACGAACAGGUAGUCUGCAAGAACGGCGUAGUGGCCGACUAUUGUUAUUACGUGGAAGCUGACCGCCUCGUGCAUUCCGAUAAGUCAUAUAUGCACGGUUUCUGCCCCGUUAUGAGCAACGUGUCGUUACCGUGGCUCCAUAAAAUGAUCCUUAAGGACUCGACCGCGAACUAA